This is a messenger RNA of Dendroctonus ponderosae (mountain pine beetle), 4716 nucleotides long. RefSeq names its product stromal membrane-associated protein 1. The transcript has 7 exons. Lineage: Eukaryota; Metazoa; Arthropoda; Insecta; Coleoptera; Curculionidae. The record is from RefSeq and is a predicted model, not a curated record. Bases 108 to 1508 code for a protein of 466 amino acids. Gene Ontology annotation, molecular function: GTPase activator activity; metal ion binding.
UCGACAUUCCAGAGAUUUCACAGUUUGACAAUUGUAAAUGGCAACCACCCCGUUGUCAUUUACAAUACAAUUUUUUUCUGUAAUUUUCUCAAUAAAUUGAUCUCAAAAUGAGUCUGAAAACUGAAAAAGACAAGGUGAAACAACUACAGGAUAAGUGCCAGUCGGUGCUGAAUGCCCUGCUAAGGGAUGAAGACAAUAAGUACUGUGUGGACUGUGACUCCAAGGGCCCCCGAUGGGCGUCAUGGAACAUUGGUGUGUUUCUCUGCAUUCGAUGUGCGGGAAUACACAGAAACCUUGGAGUUCAUAUAUCUAAGGUCAAGUCCGUCAACCUGGACGCCUGGACUCCCGAGCAGGUCGUUUCCUUGCAACAAAUGGGAAACUCUCGGGCCAGAGCAGUCUAUGAAGCAAAUUUACCAGACAAUUUCCGAAGGCCUCAGAACGACACAAACCUGGAAACAUUUAUUAGAGCUAAAUAUGAGCAUAAAAAAUAUAUAGCUAGAGAAUGGGUGCCGCCGCCGCUACCCAAAGUAAAUUGGGAAAAAGAGAUCGAUGAAGAAAUCGAGAAGCAGAAACGGAAGAAAAAAACGACUUUAGAGAAACGACCGUUGGCCAAUGUCGAAGUGCCACAGUUACCUAAGCCUACCAACCCGAGUCCUAAACCAUCAAGGUCUGUCAGUAAUACUCCCGAAACGAAAGAGAAGCAAAAGCAAAACACUAACAGCAGUAGCAAAGAUUUGCUAGGUAUUAAUGGUGAGGACAACUUCAGUAGCUUCAUCUCAGCGCCUCCAGCACAAAUCAGUAGUAACGCAGUGGUUGAGCAGGACCCGAUUAAGAAGCCAGAUGUAGUAGACAAGGCGAAAAGCGAAGAAGAAAGCUUCUUCAAUCAAACUCUACCAGCAGAAAAGGAAAAAGUUAAACUAGACAAAGACAGUAUUUUAGCUUUAUAUGGGAGCGCCCCCAAAGUAACACAGUUCCAGAAUUCCAUGCAAACGCCAUUUCAAACUACUGCAGGUUUUCAACCAGCCGGAGCUCAAGCCCAACACGGGUUUGCUUCUUUUGGAGGAUUUCCUCAAGCGGGACAGGUUCAAAAUUUUCCUGUUCAGAACGGUCUACCGGUCCAGCCUCAGUUCCUACAACAAUCAAAUGGCGUUUUUCCAAAUUGGGGAAAAAUGCCAAAUGCUACGCAGUUUCCGCAGGCACAAGCUCAGAAUCAGUUCAAUCCCAACCAAUUUGGCCAGAGCGGCCCGUUUCAAAGCCAGCCAUCAUCAGGGACGUCCGUCCCUUGCCAGUUUCCCACAACGUUUCCCUCGCAACUUUCCUCAACGCAUCCACACCACUUUAGUGGAAACCCUAUCAAUGCAUCUGCGAUAGGUAAUGCGAACUUUGCGUCUCCCAUGCCCGGUAAUAAUGCGGCAUUUUUCGGCAACCAAUCACUGCAACAGCAAUUCGGCAAUUUGACUCUGAACGGAGCAGCUUCUGCUGCGCCCACUCCUAAUAUAUGGCAGUAGCCGCCAAGAGUUGUUAAGUAAGAUUAUGCAAUGACUGAUAAUAGAGGAUUCUAUGGAAGCGCGAGUUUGGUAUUGAUGUUUUCUUUUUUGGGCAACGUUGCACUUUAUAGGUGCAUAAUUCGUGGCAGUCUUCUACCAUAACUCACCUGGUGACCAGGAAUCUACAAAUUGAGAUUAUAAAAAGGGAAUUUUAGUUUUAAUAUGUCUUAAGUUUGUCAGGUAUUUUAAUGUACUUAAUUAUAGCACUACGCUAUGGCCAGUUCGCCAGUAUUAGCAAGAAAGUACAAAAAUACUUUUCAGACUUAGUGAUAAUAUACAGGGUGUUUCAUAAUGUGCGAGAUGAACCUUGAAGCAAGCACAGUUGCCAUUUUAUAACAAAGGCCCACUUGCAGUAACAUUAACAUGUUAUAUAUCUGGGGAAACGUUGCAUUUCUCCGCUAGACAACUCCAGUUUUAUCAUGAAUUUCCGAUAGUCAAUUUUUGUAUUUUUAUUUUACUUUAUAUGAAUUAAAACUAAUUUUCAUUUUUUUGAACUUAUUUUGGGCAACGUUCCCAAACUUUUUGAUGAAAUGUGGGAUAUCUGUCCAACCGUAUUAAUACGACAAAAUUUACUUUUGCACUUGAAAAUAUCUGGAAAUUUGCGUGACAAAUCUGGAAUAUUAUAAUAAUGGGUUUGAAGAUUAUGCCAUGUUCUCGUUUUACCCGAUCGCUGUGAUAUAUGCGAAUUUGGGAAAACUAUCAAUAUUUUUUUCUGAAUCAUUCCAAUAUGAUUCUGAACAUGCAGAAAGGUGAAUUUUUUUAGAAAAAAUCUACAAAACAUUGAAUUUUCAACAGCAUAUAGUUCCAAAACGAUGCGUUCGUAGUCUUAUAUUUAUAAGACGUUGUAGCAAUGAAAUAACAGACAAAUGGAUAUGGAUGAUAAUAAAUUACCCUUAUGCCUUUGUCCAUGGUAUUCAGGAAUUCCCUGUAUGAACUAAAAUACUGGUAUUUGACAACAAUCGUAUACACAGGAAAUAUCUCAAUUGCACACUAAAUUUGCGAACUAAAAAAUUGAAUUAAAAUGCUGGUUUUCGACCGGAAUUAAUUCGAGAUUAGAACUAAUUUUUUUAGUUAUCAUUUACAAAUUGGCAACAGUUAACGUUUUUAAAUGCAAAUUUUAGCUAAACGCAGCUGACAAACCAAAAGAUAUUUUCGUGUACUCACAGUGACUUCAUACAUAUCGAAAAUGAUUAAGGUAAUAAUGAACAAACAAAACCGUUCGAAAAGAACACUUCUUAAUCAUGUGCUCAAUGAAAAAAUAUGGUGUUAAUUAACUCGUAAUUUCUUCUUUUCAAUUGUCUUCCUAAUUUUAAUUUUAACACCCAGAACAUACUAUAACUUAAACCCAGAAUAAGUAUGUUUGUGUGUAUGAAAGUUAGAAAUGUUUCCAAAACUUAUUUACCUAAAACUUUCAAAAAGGGACUAUUUUCUUCAUAUAUUUAUGUCUUUCUAAAGCGUACCGCAUAUUAUCAUACACCCUGUAUUACCUCAUAAAACACAUCUCAUAUAUUUAUGUGUAAAGUGAACGAAUAUGUAUGGCCAUUUAUAAAAUUUACUCUCGCUAAUUUAUUUUUGUAACAAGACAAAUAUAUGAACCAUAUACAAUCUUGGGCAAUAAAUUAAAAUUUAUAUGCAGCGCAAAAAGCGGGAUUUGUUAGAAAUUUCCUUGAUCCAACUGUUUGAAUCUAAAUCGUAGACAUCUGAUGUGGAACAUUCAUAAGCCAUACGAAUUAUGUAGUUUUAUAUACUUUUUUCCUGCGUUAUUUAGCUUUUUAAAGUGGAUCAAAGAAUGAGCACUCUCCACUUUUGGAAAAUGACAAAUUUACACUAUUCUUGCCAAACAUGAAAUUAGGCAAUCCGUGCUUCACUUGUGUGUUUGUCCUAGUAGAUAGAAAUCUAUUAUUGGAAUAUAAAAAGAAUUUAUAAAUCUAGGGCUAUAUAGAAAUAUUACAUGAUAUUAAAAUGUUGUAUUUUAGUAUUAAGAUAACAUCUAAAUCGAUUUGACUAAAGAAUGAAUUACACAAAAUAAUUCAUGGAAAACUCUAUUUUCUCAGUGUAAAAUUGAAUCGGAAUAGUUAUGUAUACCUUUAAACAAGAUCCGUAUUAAUAUAAAAUGGCAUUUGUUAUGGUUAAGUGAGAGUAGCUGAAACACGGUAAAACAUUAACUUUGCCACAUUCUGUAGCUUGAAUUUCCAGUAAUCAAAAUUGUGCUUGAAUCUUGCCCCUUGAGGUUUUUAUUUCUGCUUUAUCAGUCAAAAUUAAAUGUUUUGUCUUGUGCCUUUACCUUGAUGAUUGUAGCUUAACACGUGGCAGAAAAAAAUGGUUUUUUGAGAUUUGUGAACCAAAAAGGGCAAUCAGCAAACGCAACACACACUAGAAAAUCUAUUUACGAUAAUGUAUGCAAUUAUUUUAUGUGAUUUAAUUUAUUGGUGCGUUAUUAAUCAGGAAUUUUAAAUUAUAUUUAUGUAAUUCAAACUGAACGGGAUUAAGAUAUGUUAUACUUACAUAAAUAAAGCGAACAGUUGUAGGUAAUACGCGAUCGUUCAAUGUAUAUUUCUAAAAUGUUUGUCAAUGUUAGUUGGGUGUAUUUUGUUGACCAUUUAUUUCAAACUAUGUGCAAUUGGGUUAGCAUGUACAAGGUGUUCUGAAAAAUUAGGGAUUCGUUCGGAUAUAUAAACGGGGUGUCAAAAUAACAUCACCAAGAUGAUAGUUGCUGAUUAUUGCUUGAUACUUGAAAGUCGCUAUUUUAAGGGGUCAUAGUCUCACAUAUUAAAAAAUAUCGAAUUAUAGCAAGUAUUUUAAAAGUUAUUUAAUAAAAGGCUGUGUUUUACAGAUCUAUAUCUUGGAGGGUCUGUAGACAUUUUUUAUACAGACUUGUCCUUUUGACAUUUUGUAUAUGUAUCCGAAAGAAUGUCCACAUUUUCGGGGACACCCUGUAUUAUUCCUUUCAUCAACGAUCAUUUACUGUUAAUCGUUCUGAAAACCUAACGGGACUUUAAACGAAUUUUAAUUAGACCUUAGCCGUUAAGCGUAUUAUUUAUUUAUUCUAAGAAACUUAGUCCACUUUUGUAAAUUUUGUACUUUGGUACGAAUUAUUCGACUUUAUCUUUUUAAUUGUACUGCAUUGAUAUCGCCGAUAUAAUAAAAGAAAAUAUGUAAAGCAAAAAAA